CAGAGUUCGAGCUGAGCAGUUGCACACAGCUGCUCGUGAAGCUAGCUAGCGAAGCCACAGGCCCACAGUGACUUUGCUCCCCCACACCGUAGCGGCCGUAUAAACCAGCUCCAACCGAUCCAUCGAAAUCGAAGCACAGUACGUGAGCCCGUACUAGAGACAUAUGGCCUCCGCGAUCAAGGCUGCAUCGACCUCCUCCCAGUGGUCUUCUUCCCCGGCGGCAGUCCACUCGUCGCCGUUAUCGAAGCGGCUACCAGCUGCAGUGGCCAUGCCGGGGCGGCGGAGGUCUGUGGCCACUGUAAGGGCGGUCGCCGCGGUAGCUCCGGCUGCCCCGGCGGCGCCGGCCAAGCUCACCGCCGGUGCCGGCGGCCGAUGCCUGCCGGUGUCGCAGACCAUGUCCAGGCUCAGGGCGCAGGGCAAGACGGCGUUCAUCCCGUACAUCACCGCCGGCGACCCGGACCUGGCGACGACGGCGGAGGCGCUGCGGCUCCUGGACGCCUGCGGCGCCGACGUCAUCGAGCUCGGCGUUCCCUUCUCGGACCCCUACGCCGACGGGCCGGUCAUCCAGGCGUCGGCGGCGCGGGCACUGGCGAGCGGCACGACGCCGGACGGCGUGCUGGCGAUGCUGAAGGAGGUGACGCCGGAGCUGUCCUGCCCCGUGGUGCUCUUCUCCUACUUCAACCCCAUCGUGCGGUGGGGCCUGGCCGACUUCGCCGCCGCCGUCAAGGAAGCCGGCGUGCACGGCCUCAUAGUUCCCGACCUCCCGUAUGGGAACUCGUGCGCUCUCACUCUCAGGACCGAAGCCAUCAAGAACAACCUCGAGCUGGUGCUGCUCACAACACCAUCUACGCCAGCGGACAGGAUGGAGGAGAUAACACGAGCUUCACGAGGAUUCGUCUAUCUCGCGAGCGUCAAUGGAGUUACAGGUCCACGCGCAAACGUGAACACACGUGUCCAGUCUCUCAUUCAGGAGGUUAAACAGGUCACUGACAUACCCGUGGCUGUCGGGUUUGGCAUAUCGAAACCUGAGCAUGUAAAGCAGAUUGCAGAGUGGGGUGCAGAUGGUGUGAUCAUUGGUAGCGCAAUGGUGAGACAGUUAGGCGAAGCAGCCUCUCCCAAAGAAGGAUUGAAGAGGCUAGAGAAAUACGCCAGGAUCAUGAAGAACGCGCUACCAUGCCAGUGAACUAGUCGUAUUGACGCGAUAUAGGCUGUGUUAGCAAGCACGUUGGAGAACAAUGUUGCAGAAGUAGCACAAUUAAUAAUGAUCCAUUCGGCAAGGUUGCUUUUUUACAAAUUGCAACAAUAUGUUAUCAAUAUAAAAUCAACGAUUCCUUUGUUUAAAAAAAGGAAGAAAUGUUACAUCAUUGCAUGAUGCUUCGAUUCAGUGGUCACUCCAUUCAUUCUAAAUUACAGUUCAGUUCGAGUU
Zea mays is the source of this 1426-nucleotide messenger RNA. Its product is annotated as indole-3-glycerol phosphate lyase, chloroplastic-like. The transcript is spliced from 6 exons. Lineage: Eukaryota; Viridiplantae; Streptophyta; Magnoliopsida; Poales; Poaceae. Gene Ontology annotation, cellular component: chloroplast; cytosol. The record is from RefSeq and is marked provisional. The coding region runs from base 164 to 1183 and encodes 339 amino acids. Gene Ontology annotation, molecular function: tryptophan synthase activity. Gene Ontology annotation, biological process: L-tryptophan biosynthetic process.